AACAAAUUUCAAAUUGCUCCCCCCAAAAGUAAAUUCCUCUACAGCUUUUCUGCUUCCACAUUACAUUCACUGGCAGAUUACAGAGAACCACUCAUUCUCUCGACGGAGUGAGAGUAGUGAUCGGCACAGAAUACUCAACGGAGAAGAGGAGCAAAAUAUGUCCUCAAAGUCCCAGCCUUUCUCUUCCACCAGAUUCAACUCAAUGAUUGCCGCCGCCGCCGACGACGAUGACUUUCAGAUCCCACUCACCCAAACAGCCACAGCUCCCAAGCCUUCCAAAAAGCAGAAGCGCUCCAAACCCAUCUAUCGCGGCAAGGAGAACAUUCCCCCCAAUUGUUUCGGCAGCAAAGACUCGACUUUGGAGCAGACCCAGGGUUUCAAAUCCUCGAUUUUCGAGGACUGCAGCUUGGAUUCGAUACCCACAAGCUUCGAUUGCGGGACCCUCGACGGUGGCGGUCUCGCUUCUUCUUCUGCGUGCGUUGACGAGGAAAAGGAAAACGAAAAGGGGUUGAAAUCAAAAGGGGGAUAUCUGUGCAAUUCAAUCGAAUCUAGGUUAAUCAAGCCUCGACCCGAUUGGGAUUUCGGUUCGGGUGAUGGCGAAAGCCAGGAUUUUGAGGAGCUCGAUGUGCUGCUGAAGCUGUGCGAUCGAGCAGGAGGAGGAGAGAGUGUUGGCGUCAAUGGAAUGGAGGAAGGGUUUGGAAUUGUGGAGGACGAAAAUGGGGGUUUGGUGCUGUGUCCUCUGUGUGGGGCUGACAUUUCGGAUUUGAGCGACGAAGAGAGGCAGGUCCAUAGCAAUGAGUGUCUUGACGAAGAGGAAGUUCAAGCUCAAGACGCUCCGUGUCCUGAUGAGGAAAGGGGGCAUCAAAAUUCCAGGCAAGUUCUUGAGUGGCUGCGCAGCCUGGGAUUAGAGAAGUACAAGGAUGCUUUUGUUCGAGAAGAGAUUGAUUGGGACACUCUACAAUGGCUCACAGAAGAGGAUUUGGUUAGCAUAGGCAUUACUGCACUUGGUCCGCGGAAGAAGAUUGUGCAUGCCCUUGCUCAACUUAGAGAAGGUGCCACUACUACUACUAGUAGUUCAACUGAAGCACAACCAAGAAAAAGGAGAGCCAAUGGAGUCGAUAUGCCCAAUGAUACUUCAGAAGCACCAGUUAAUGAUGUUAGUAAAACAGCUGCAAACAAAUUGAUCACAGAUUACUUCCCGGGAUUUGGAACUGCUAGGAAGCAAGUUUGCACCACCUCUAGAGAACAGCGAAGGGUAGAAAAAGCGGUGCCACGUUCUGGUCAGAAACGUGGUGUGGAAAACAAUAAUGCCACAAAUCGGAAACUCAGGGAUAUUCCCUCGUGGUGUUGCAUACCAGGAACACCAUUUCGAGUGGACGCUUUCAAAUAUCUUAGACGGGAUUGUUCGCAUUGGUUUCUAACUCACUUUCAUAUGGAUCAUUAUCAAGGUCUAACGAAGUCCUUCUGUCACGGAAAGAUUUAUUGCUCCUCCAUCACAGCUAAGCUUGUAAAUAUGAAGAUUGGCAUUCCAUGGGACAGUAUACAGGUUGUACCCGUCAACCAUAAGAUGAAUAUUUCUGGUAUUAAUGUGACCUGCUUGGAUGCAAACCACUGUCCUGGUUCGAUAAUUAUACUUUUUGAACCACCCGACGGUAAGGCUGUUCUGCAUACAGGGGACUUUCGCUAUAGCAACAGCGCAGCAAGCAUGUCUUUUUUGCAAACAUGUUCUAUCCAUACUCUCAUCCUUGAUACCACUUAUUGUAAUCCACAGUAUGAUUUUCCAAAGCAGGAGGCUGUAAUACAGUUCGUCAUUGAUGCCAUUCAAGCUGAAACUUUCAACCCUAAAACUCUAUUUCUGAUCGGCAGCUACACUAUUGGAAAGGAACGACUUUUUUUGGAGGUUGCUCGUGUGCUCCGGAAAAAGAUUUAUGUUAAUGCAGGAAAGCUGCAUACUUUAAAAUGCUUGGAUUUUCCUGAAGAAGAUAUGCAGUGGUUUACAUUAAACGAACAGGAAAGCCAUAUCCAUGUGGUCCCUAUGUGGACACUUGCAAGCUUCAAGCGACUGAAGCAUAUUUCCAAUCAAUACUCGAGUCGAUUCAGCCUUAUCGUUGCUUUCUCUCCAACUGGUUGGACUUUUGGUAAAGGAAAGAAGAAGUCCCCGGGAAGAAGAUCACAGCAGGGUACCAUUAUAAGGUAUGAGGUGCCAUACAGCGAGCAUUCCAGCUUUACAGAACUCAGAGAGUUUGUGAAGCUUGUUUCUCCAGUGGAAAUAAUACCUAGUGUGAAUAAUCACGGACCAGAUUCUGCCAAGGCCAUGGUUUCUCUGUUGUCAUCUUAAAUUUUUAUUUAUUUUAUUUCCCACUAACUUUACAACUUUUGUAAUUUUACCCUCAAUAAUGAUGGAUAACGUGAUUUGUAUUA
Molecule: messenger RNA, 2421 nt
Organism: Pyrus x bretschneideri (Chinese white pear)
Lineage: Eukaryota; Viridiplantae; Streptophyta; Magnoliopsida; Rosales; Rosaceae
Product: DNA cross-link repair protein SNM1
Biological process (GO): double-strand break repair via nonhomologous end joining; interstrand cross-link repair; protection from non-homologous end joining at telomere
Molecular function (GO): protein binding; damaged DNA binding; 5'-3' DNA exonuclease activity
Source: RefSeq, a predicted model, not a curated record